Nilaparvata lugens (brown planthopper) is the source of this 1845-nucleotide messenger RNA. RefSeq names its product lipase 1. Gene Ontology annotation, molecular function: hydrolase activity, acting on ester bonds. Gene Ontology annotation, biological process: lipid metabolic process. Lineage: Eukaryota; Metazoa; Arthropoda; Insecta; Hemiptera; Delphacidae. The coding region runs from base 405 to 1640 and encodes 411 amino acids. The transcript is spliced from 8 exons. The record is from RefSeq and is a predicted model, not a curated record.
AGUAUCAAACUUCCAAGAUCGACGGACGCUUGGAAAAAAUUGUGUACCUGGAAAAAUGUCUAGUGCCGGUUGAAUUUGUGCUCUUAAUUUAAGAGAUUCAGGAACACAACUGAGAUAAAAUAUCGUACAGAAUUAGUUUUAAGAAAAUUUUUUUUAUAAGUGUGAUGAGUUUUUUUAAAGAAAAUUAUGUAGUUGUGAUUUGAAAAAACUACACAAGCGGAAGAUUCAGUAGUACAUUAUUUCACGAAGAUUUUUCAGUGUACAAUUCGCAUUUUAAAAAGAAAAUCAGAGAAAUUACCAUUAAUAUAUUAGUGUACUAAUGUAUCCAAUGAUAAUUAUUUCAUGCAACGAGAAACAAAUAAGUGAAAAAUCGACGUUUCUAGUGAACUAAAAUUGAAAAUAAAAUGUUGUUCGACAGAAGAAAACUGUAUCAAAUGUUGGUAGGUGACAGUUUAAUAUGUGUAUUGGUGUAUUUAUUUGUGUUAAUAGACUGUUGUGGGAUUAUAGAGGGAGCAAGGCAGAGGAGGAUAUCCCAGAAAGAACUAGAGGCUAUGAGUGCGGAGCAGCUAAUAAACUACUAUGGUUACAACGUUGAGAGUCAUAGGUUUGUAACUUAUGACGGUUACGUGUUAACUCUGCACAGGCUGGCUCGACCAAUGGCGAGACCCGUACUAUUACAGCAUGGAGUUAUGGGCUCUACUGAGACAUGGGUUAUGCAGGGGCCCAAACGGGAUUUGCCAUACAUGAUGUACGAGGCAGGAUUUGAUGUGUGGAUUGGCAACGUGCGAGGAAAUCUGUAUGGAAGAAAUCAUGUCAACAUGUCGGUACUGGAUCCAAAGUUUUGGGAAUUCAGCUGGCACGAAAUGGGUCUGUAUGACCUCCCCGGUAUGCUGGACUACAUAAUCCAGUGGACCGGAUACCCCGAUGUGUUGUACGUGGGACAUUCCAUGGGCACAACCAUGGCCUAUGUCAUGGGGUCUAUGAGACCUGAGUACAACAGAAAGAUACGUGUCUCAAUCCAUAUGGCGCCCGUGGCUUAUAUGACGUUGAGGGAGUUCUUCUAUUUGUACUAUGUCAAGUUCCGUACUCAGUUCACGAGAAUGUACACACGCAACGGUAUCUACGAAUUACUGCCCAGAAAUAAAUACCUGAGAAUGAUUCAAGCAGAUCUCUGCAGAGAUGGAUCACCCUUCCAAUGGAUCUGUAUUGACAUGUUCUUCACCCUAACUGGUGCCGACUGGGAACAACUGAAUAGGACAAUGGUGCCGAUGUACUUGAGACAUGCUUCACCUUCAUCCAUUCAAACUUUGGACCACUUUUCUCAGCUUAUAGCCAGGCCUGGAAUGUUCAUGGCCUACGACUACAAGAAUAUAAGGAAGAAUUACGAGAAAUAUGGAAGCUAUGAACCUCCCAGCUAUAACUUGUCUAGGGUAACAGCACCCACGGUUCUAUUCUAUGCCAAAAAUGAUUUCCUGUCCAGACAAGUGGACGUCAACCGAAUAUCAAGAGAACUUCCCAACGUUGUUGGCAAAAAACUGAUCCAGUAUAAAAAGUUCAAUCACAUAGACUACUUGUGGGGAAAAUAUUCUAAAAAACUAGUUUAUGAUGACAUCAUAAAUCUACUCAGGCUCUACUCAUAGCAUAAAUAUGUUGUAUAGUAGAAAUAAAUUGUAAAAACAGUAAAAUACUAGAAAAAAUCAAAGAAGUUACAAAUUUGAUUCAAUGAACUGUUCAAAUAGGCAUAAUAUCAACCGAUCAUACACCAGCUUGAAAUAAAUUUGUAAAAACAGUGAGAUUAUAUUUGUGAGAAGUGCGAGAUGCAACUAAAAAUGGUAUCGUAAAACU